Messenger RNA from Arvicanthis niloticus (Nile rat), 7358 nucleotides. It is a transcript of the gene Cacna2d1, whose product is annotated as calcium voltage-gated channel auxiliary subunit alpha2delta 1. Gene Ontology annotation, molecular function: voltage-gated calcium channel activity. The record is from RefSeq and is a predicted model, not a curated record. Lineage: Eukaryota; Metazoa; Chordata; Mammalia; Rodentia; Muridae. Gene Ontology annotation, cellular component: L-type voltage-gated calcium channel complex.
CCUUGAUGGCGGCGCAGGCGAGGCAGCCGUGGCACGGAGCGGCAGCCACGCGCUAGAGAGUCCGCCGGCCCCGCCCGGCCCGCCCGCCCGUGCCCUGCCCGCCUCUCCCCGCGCGCCCUCCGGCAGACGUCGGCGCCCCGGUUCGGUCCCUCCGCCGCCGCGUGCAGCUCCGCCGCCUCCGGGCCGGCAGGGAGGGCACUGAUCUUCGAUCGCGAAGAUGGCUGCUGGCUGCCUGCUGGCCUUGACUCUGACACUUUUCCAAUCUUGGCUGAUCGGCCCCUCGAGCGAGGAGCCCUUCCCUUCGCCCGUCACUAUCAAGUCAUGGGUGGAUAAGAUGCAAGAAGACCUUGUCACGCUGGCAAAAACAGCAAGCGGAGUGACUCAACUUGCUGAUAUUUACGAAAAAUACCAAGAUUUGUAUACUGUGGAGCCAAAUAAUGCACGCCAACUGGUUGAAAUUGCAGCCAGAGACAUUGAGAAACUUCUGAGCAACAGAUCUAAAGCCCUGGUGCGCCUGGCUAUGGAAGCAGAGAAGGUUCAAGCAGCCCACCAAUGGAGGGAAGACUUUGCAAGCAAUGAAGUUGUCUACUACAACGCUAAGGAUGAUCUUGAUCCUGAGAGAAAUGAAAGUGAGCCAGGCAGCCAACGGAUCAAACCCGUUUUUAUUGAAGAUGCUAAUUUUGGACGCCAGAUAUCCUAUCAGCAUGCAGCAGUCCAUAUUCCCACGGACAUCUAUGAGGGCUCAACCAUCGUGUUAAACGAACUCAACUGGACAAGUGCCUUAGAUGAAGUUUUCAAAAGAAAUCGAGAUGAAGACCCUACGUUGCUGUGGCAAGUGUUUGGCAGUGCCACUGGACUGGCCCGAUAUUAUCCAGCUUCUCCAUGGGUGGAUAACAGUAGAACUCCGAACAAGAUUGAUCUGUAUGAUGUUCGCAGAAGACCAUGGUACAUCCAGGGAGCUGCAUCCCCCAAGGACAUGCUUAUUCUGGUGGACGUGAGUGGAAGCGUGAGCGGUUUAACUCUGAAACUCAUCCGAACAUCUGUCUCCGAGAUGUUAGAAACCCUCUCCGAUGAUGAUUUCGUGAAUGUAGCUUCAUUUAACAGCAACGCUCAGGAUGUAAGCUGUUUCCAGCACCUGGUUCAAGCGAACGUAAGAAAUAAGAAGGUGUUGAAAGAUGCCGUGAAUAACAUUACCGCAAAGGGGAUAACAGAUUACAAGAAAGGCUUUAGCUUUGCAUUUGAACAGCUACUUAAUUAUAAUGUUUCCAGAGCCAAUUGUAAUAAGAUCAUCAUGUUAUUCACGGAUGGAGGAGAAGAGAGAGCCCAGGAGAUAUUUGCUAAGUACAAUAAAGACAAAAAAGUCCGUGUGUUUACCUUCUCUGUUGGUCAACAUAAUUAUGACAGAGGACCUAUUCAGUGGAUGGCUUGUGAAAAUAAAGGUUAUUAUUAUGAGAUUCCCUCCAUCGGUGCAAUAAGAAUCAAUACUCAGGAAUAUCUAGAUGUUCUGGGAAGACCAAUGGUUUUGGCCGGUGACAAGGCAAAGCAAGUUCAGUGGACAAAUGUGUAUUUGGAUGCCCUGGAGCUGGGACUUGUCAUUACUGGAACUCUACCGGUCUUCAACGUCACUGGCCAAUCUGAAAAUAAGACAAACUUGAAGAACCAGUUGAUUCUUGGUGUAAUGGGCGUUGAUGUGUCUCUGGAAGAUAUUAAGAGGUUGACGCCACGUUUUACACUGUGCCCCAAUGGCUACUAUUUUGCAAUUGAUCCUAAUGGUUAUGUCUUAUUGCAUCCAAAUCUUCAGCCAAAGCCUAUUGGUUUAGGUAUACCGACAAUUAAUUUAAGAAAAAGGAGGCCCAACGUUCAGAACCCCAAAUCUCAGGAGCCAGUCACGCUGGAUUUUCUCGAUGCCGAGUUAGAGAAUGAAAUUAAAGUGGAGAUUCGAAAUAAAAUGAUAGAUGGAGAAAGUGGAGAAAAAACGUUCAGAACUCUGGUCAAGUCUCAAGAUGAGAGAUAUAUUGACAAAGGAAAUCGAACAUACACAUGGACACCUGUCAAUGGCACAGAUUACAGUUUGGCCUUGGUAUUGCCAACGUACAGUUUUUACUAUAUAAAAGCCAAAAUAGAAGAGACAAUAACUCAGGCCAGAUAUUCAGAAACCCUGAAGCCAGACAAUUUUGAAGAAUCUGGCUAUACCUUCAUAGCACCAAGGGAAUAUUGCAAUGACCUUAAACCUUCAGAUAAUAACACCGAAUUUCUUUUAAAUUUCAAUGAAUUUAUUGAUAGAAAAACUCCAAACAACCCUUCUUGUAAUACAGAUUUGAUUAAUAGAAUCUUGCUGGAUGCAGGUUUUACAAAUGAACUUGUCCAAAAUUAUUGGAGUAAGCAGAAAAAUAUCAAAGGAGUGAAGGCGCGCUUUGUGGUGACUGACGGUGGGAUUACAAGGGUUUAUCCCAAAGAGGCUGGAGAAAAUUGGCAAGAGAACCCAGAGACGUAUGAGGACAGCUUCUACAAACGGAGCCUAGAUAACGAUAACUACGUUUUCACCGCGCCCUACUUUAACAAAAGUGGACCUGGUGCCUAUGAAUCUGGAAUUAUGGUAAGCAAAGCUGUAGAACUGUAUAUCCAAGGAAAACUUCUUAAGCCUGCAGUUGUGGGAAUUAAAAUUGAUGUAAAUUCCUGGAUAGAAAAUUUUACCAAAACUUCAAUCAGGGAUCCGUGCGCUGGUCCAGUUUGUGACUGCAAAAGAAACAGUGAUGUAAUGGACUGUGUCAUUCUAGAUGAUGGCGGAUUUCUUUUGAUGGCCAAUCACGAUGAUUACACUAAUCAGAUUGGACGUUUUUUUGGAGAGAUUGACCCAAGCAUGAUGAGACACCUGGUUAAUAUAUCACUUUAUGCAUUCAAUAAAUCAUAUGACUAUCAGUCGGUGUGCGAUCCAGGGGCAGCACCAAAGCAAGGGGCAGGACAUCGUUCAGCAUACGUGCCAUCAAUUGCAGACAUACUACAGAUUGGCUGGUGGGCCACUGCUGCUGCCUGGUCUAUUCUCCAGCAGCUGCUCUUGAGUUUGACAUUUCCACGGCUCCUUGAGGCAGUUGAGAUGGAGGAAGACGACUUCACGGCCACCCUGUCUAAGCAGAGCUGCAUCACAGAACAAACACAGUACUUCUUCAAGAACGAUACUAAAUCAUUCAGUGGUUUACUGGACUGUGGAAAUUGUUCCAGGAUUUUUCAUGUAGAAAAACUUAUGAACACCAACUUAGUAUUCAUAAUGGUGGAGAGCAAAGGGACAUGCCCAUGUGACACCCGGCUGCUCAUGCAAGCGGAACAGACAUCUGAUGGUCCCGAUCCUUGUGACAUGGUUAAGCAGCCCAGAUACCGAAAAGGACCAGAUGUCUGCUUUGAUAACAAUGUGCUGGAGGAUUAUACCGACUGUGGUGGUGUUUCUGGAUUAAAUCCUUCCUUAUGGUCAAUCUUUGGACUCCAAUUUAUACUCCUUUGGCUGGUAUCUGGCAGCAGACACUACCUAUUGUGACCUUCUAAACCCCAGAUCUGUAACUAAAUUCCAAGCCCUGCCAAAACAUGAGCUCUCAGUUACAUUAAAAUAGAGUCCGUUGAAGAAGCGAUACAGAACCUUAGCUGGGCCUGUACCAUGAGUAACUGUAAGACUUAGAUUCUUGACCAUCGCUGGCUGCAUGUCAGGGUGUUGGAAACUGAAACUUGUGUGAAUAUGCUGCAUCAUCUAUGUCUAACAUCAAAGCAAAACUCUACGUGUUCUCUGUGGGAGGUUUGGGAGUUCACUGUUGCACUGUUGGAGAUUACGUGUAAAAGGUUCCCCCACGCAGGCCUUAUGAAAAGAAGUGGUCUUGACUUUGACCUAGAAUUUCAACUUGCUGCAGUUUUACCAAGAAGAAGAAGAAAAAAAAGAAAGCCCUAGUGAGUGAGGGCCAAUGAUAUUUUUGCCUUCACUUAUUUGCUGUUCAAAAGUAAUUCCUGCUGUGAGUAGUUAUUAAACAAAGAGAGAGGGAGGGAGAAAACACAUUGGUUUAAACUGAUGAAAUACAAACUAAUGGCUAAUUUUCUACCAAAAAAAAAUUGCCAUGAAUAAAAUGCCUUAUAAAAGAAUGACUUCUCUGCCAAAAAACCCCACAACUGUGACCAGUUGAAUUUGGGUAAGGUAUGACACAACUGUGACCAGUUGAAUUUGGGUAAGGUAUGACACAACUGUGACCAGUUGAACUUGGGUAAGGUAUGAAGUACUGGUGUGAAACCAAGGAAGGAAGGAAGGAGCUAAAGGUGCUUGUGGGUGAAAUUGGAAUCCAUGAUACAUUGCCUCAUAAGUGUAAGCCCUUAACUGCGUGAUGUAAUGUCCCUUUUGUUCACGGUAAAGUCAUGUAGUGCUAGCCAGAUAUUUAACACGCUCUAAGAGAAGCUUGUUGGGGGGAGGGGAAAUGUUUCCUUGUGGUUAAUGAACUUGGGUUGCCAAGGGUAUUUUGCAUGAUGCUGCUGCUAUUUUAACUUUCUGGUUUGUUUUUCUUCUUACUGUAGAGUAUAGUCCAUUGACAAGUUAACUGGGUGACAUUAUUGUCAUGUAAGAAUCUGAAUCUUGCAGUGUACAUGCACUUAAGUCAUCCUUAACAUGUUGUUAAACUACUCUGAAUAUACUGUGCAAUGUAAAUGCCGAAUGGCUGGGUUAGGCAGACGGCGAAAUGAGAGUUCAUGGAUUUUAUACAGACUCAUGCUUUUGCCUGAAAAACCUAUGUACAGAUAUUUUAAGUACAUAAAUCAGAUUUAACACAUUUAUUUUUUGAAAGGUACAUAUACGUUCUCAAUGAAGAUUUAUCCUAGGUUUCCUCUUUGUUCGUUUCAAUAGUAGCAUGUACAAUCUAAAAACUGCUGCUCUUGCUGCUUCUGUCCCUCCAUUUUGGUAUGAUCAUAUGACCAAAUUUCCAAUACAACUUCAUGAGGGUUUUUACAUUAACCUGAACAAAUAGGAAACCUUGAAUCUAUGUGUAUGCACAUGAACACUUGAUUGUGAAUAAUAAAAUUUGUUUUUAUACAGCCUCCUUGGUGAAAAGCAUUUGUGUAGUAGAUCAGAAAUUCCAUUAUAGAUUAAUAUGGUAGCAAAACUUUAUUUAUGCUUCUAAAAAUUAUUUUCAGGAAUAAACAGUAUUUGAAGAAUGGGUAAAAACAAUGAAUGUGUCUAGGGAGAAUAAUUUUACUGUAAGCUGAAAGUAUACAUAUAUUUUUUAUGGUAAAUGAAAUUUUCUUUUCUUUUUAGUUAAACAUGCCAAGUAUUGGUGUGUGCAUAUGCUGGACACUUUCAUAUAUAUAUAUGUCAUUUUCCCCUCUGAGUUAUUUACAUUCUCUAGCAUACUUUAAUAUGCUCCAUAUAUCAACAUUGCAGCCAACUCUUUAACAUAGUUUAUUGUUUGGGUUUAUAGCUUUGCAUCCACUGUAACUUCUUCCUACCACCAUGCUAUCCUAAGUAACAUUUGUGUACAUUUUGUAAGUUAAUAUUUUGCUUUAACUCAAAAGGGAGGGAAGGGCAAUCAGAGUCACUCUGCCAACAAUUGUCCAAAGAAAUUACAUCAGUCACCACUUCUAAUACGUUGUCAUUUUUUAAUCUAUUCAUAACUGCUGUUCACGUUUUAGAAAAGAAGGCGGUGUAAAGGUAGAGGAAAUAUGUUUAAGUCAUGCUGUUUGUUAAUUACUUAAACAUAUUAUUAUCUUUAGCUAGGCUAUUUUAAAUCAUGCAGAUGUUGGGGAAGGGAACUGCUAGUUUGUACAUAUAAGUGAUGCACAUAAAAAAACAUUGAAUUGCUUCUGGCAAACAACAACCUACCUUAAAUUAUGUUUAAAGUGUAUUGACUAUGUAUGAAAUUAUUGUUGUCUGAAUCGCUGUUGAACUUGGCGUCUCUUGGCAGAGCCCUGUUUGGUUUGAGUUCUACAUCUUUACAACUGUAUACAUGGUAACAAAUUGGGCACAAACACACCCUCUGACUAAAAUUUGCUUACGAAUAUUUGUGCUUUCACAUAUUUUUUAAUGACAGUAACACUCAUCCCAUCAAAAUUACUACAUUAAAUUUCACAUUUUUCUGCAAAUUCUGUUGACAAAAAAUAGUGUAGUCUGUUAUUUCCAAAAAGAAAACUAUAUAAACGAUCAUUUUCAAAAGCUUUUAAACUGUUUUUACUUAGUUAAUUGUUGCUCCACUCACGUAGCUCAAUGCACUUUGUCACGUAAACAAAGUCAAAACAAGUCCGGCAUUGGUGUUGAGUAGCAGAAAAGAAUUUUUGCAUAAAUGGUUUCAUCUUUUCUUCAUUUGAACAACCAGCAUUACUGCCAAACACCAAUCGUGGUCCAUAUUUGUACCAGGUUUUUAACAUGACAUAGUUUGCAAGUUUGAUUGAAGAGAUUUUUAGGUCCUGGGCCUACAAGAUUUUAGUAUGGUCUUUUUUCAUGUUUCUAAUGCUUGAAGCAUUAUUGCUUACCUUGGGAACCACAGCAUUGCUGCCAUUUGUAAGUUUUCCUAUAUAUAAUAUUCCUUUUAUUAACUGUAAAACUGGCCUUAUGGGGUUCAAAUAGGCAGUAUCCCUUUUAAGUGACCUUUGCAACCCAAGUGUUACUUGCUUAUUUGAUGCUCUCUUGUACUUUAUAUCUCAUUUGAACGCCUGUCUUGGAGUCACCAAAGCUUAAAUUCUACAUCUUAAUUUAAAACUAAAGGCAUAGAGUCUAACCUAGCGAGACACAAUGGAGUUUGUGAUGUUUUUUUUUCCACUUGCCCCAAAUUCCAAAUAUUUUAUCACUAGCUGGAACUCGUGUUGUUUACCAGGGCAGAAUGUUGGUAUUGUCAACAUUCAGUGUACAUUUCUGUAAAGAGCAAAUCACUAAAACAGAACUGCCAGGUGAUGAAAAUGUCGAGAAUUUUGCAGAAAUAGUUAGCUGUUACCGGUGUUUUCAUCUACCUUGUUUCUAGUUCUCAUAAAAAAGAACCAUGGAAAUUCCACUGAGCCUCUUGGCAUGCUGUCCUGUGUAGAUGCCAACUGAGUUUCCAGUGUGACCUGGCAAAGCUGUCCUUUCCUUGUGCGGUAUGACUGUGGGAUCAUGUUUUAGGGAUUCUUUUCAUGAAAUGCUCAUUGUGCAGCAAGCAAAACGCCAAGUGGCUUUUGUGAACAACAGAUUUUUUUUUCCUCCCCUUAUUAUGUUCUCUGGACACUUUUGUGGAAAUUAACUAGUCGGAUGAACACAUUUUGUAAAAAUUUGUAUAAUACUGUUAUAAAAAAUAUUUAUAAUCCCAGAAAAUGUUGUGUUAAAUCUUGUGCAAAAACAGUAUAUUCAGAAUAAAAGUUUAUCAUUGAAAGUC